AUGGAGCUGGAAUGGCUUAACCCGAAGUUACUAAACAAUACGCCAUUUGCCCGUCGAGAUUUUCUCUUCUUCAAUCGUGUGCCCAAGGUAGGCAGUGAGCAGUUGAUUGAGUUGAUGCGCCAGCUAAGUGAGAUUAACGACUUCAGCAUAAGUCGGGCGCCAUUUUCCCACCCCAUUCAUUAUCACAUGGGUGAGGUAGCACAAGGAGAAUUACUGAAUGUCCUAGAUGACUUGGGCGAGGCCCAUGCCUAUAGCAUGCAUGUCAAUUAUAUAAACUUUCGUCAGCAUGGUAUGACUCAACCAAUUUACAUCAAUAUGGUACGUGAUCCUGUGGAAAGAGUCAUUAGCUGGUUCUAUUAUCGACGAACACCUUGGAGUGUGGUGCAAAAUUAUCGAGUGACGAAGAAGUUCCUCAGCACCCAGUUUUAUAAGAAAGACUUUCAUGAUUGCGUUCUCAGCAAGGAUACCGAAUGUGUGUAUGAGCAGGGUGCUAGUUUUACCCAAACUGAAGCUUUGCAUAUAAGGCAAACAUUAUUCUUUUGUGGUCAUGAUCCCGUAUGCGAACCCUUCAACUCAUAUGGGGCCUUGCAAAGGGCCAAAGAAAAUGUUGAACAUGAUUAUGCUGUAGUGGGUUCUUGGGAAGACGUAAAUGUAACCCUAAAAGUUUUGGAAAAUUAUAUACCCAAAUAUUUUCGGGGUGUUACCCAACUAUAUUAUGAUGGCUUGGCCAAGGAGAAACGCAACAAUAAUACGUGGAAACCUAAAAUACGUGAAGAAGUAAAGGAAAUUGUACGCAAGAACUUCACUCGAGAAUAUGAAUUCUAUCAUUUUUGCAAACAAAGAUUGUAUAGACAAUAUUUAGCUUUGAAUAAUUUAGAAUGA
This is a messenger RNA of Stomoxys calcitrans (stable fly), 882 nucleotides long. Its product is annotated as heparan sulfate 2-O-sulfotransferase pipe-like. Gene Ontology annotation, molecular function: sulfotransferase activity. Gene Ontology annotation, cellular component: membrane. The record is from RefSeq and is a predicted model, not a curated record. The coding region runs from base 1 to 882 and encodes 293 amino acids. NCBI's taxonomy places the organism in Eukaryota, Metazoa, Arthropoda, Insecta, Diptera, Muscidae. The transcript is spliced from 4 exons.